This is a messenger RNA of Saccharomyces kudriavzevii IFO 1802, 414 nucleotides long. It is a transcript of the gene RPA14, whose product is annotated as DNA-directed RNA polymerase I subunit RPA14. NCBI's taxonomy places the organism in Eukaryota, Fungi, Ascomycota, Saccharomycetes, Saccharomycetales, Saccharomycetaceae. The coding region runs from base 1 to 414 and encodes 137 amino acids. The transcript has a single exon. The record is from RefSeq and is a predicted model, not a curated record.
AUGAUGAAAGGUUCAAGAAGAACGGGCAACAACAUGGCCACCACGCUCAACACCCCCGUGGUCAUCCAUGCCACGCAGCUGCCCCAACACGUCUCUACUGACGAGGUCCUGCAAUUCCUGGAGGGCUUUAUUAACGAGAAGGAGAACAUCAUUGAUAGCACCACGAUGAACGUCGUCAGCGACAACGCCGCUGGCGCGGACGUUGUCCCUGCGGUCAACGCCAGCCUAAGCAUGGAUACUAACCUGUCCAGCUCCAUAUCACAGCUUAAGAGGAUCCAGAGAGACUUCAAGGGUCUGCCCCCCGCCCAAGACUUCUCCGCCGCACCGAUUCAGGUCACCACGGCCGGUAAGAACGACGCCAGUGUCGGCGUCAGUGCCACUGGUGGCAAGAAAACCACAUUCGCCGACGAAUGA